Limulus polyphemus (Atlantic horseshoe crab) is the source of this 3414-nucleotide messenger RNA. Its product is annotated as ubiquitin thioesterase OTUB1-like. Bases 42 to 881 code for a protein of 279 amino acids. Gene Ontology annotation, cellular component: nucleus. The transcript is spliced from 8 exons. Gene Ontology annotation, molecular function: cysteine-type deubiquitinase activity; ubiquitin binding. The record is from RefSeq and is a predicted model, not a curated record. Lineage: Eukaryota; Metazoa; Arthropoda; Merostomata; Xiphosura; Limulidae. Gene Ontology annotation, biological process: protein K48-linked deubiquitination.
AGUGUUGUUGAUGUUAGAGGGCAUCAUAAAAGUACUUAAAAAUGGCAGACGAUAGUGUUUUUAAUGGAGAGGAACAGAAUGACAAGAAAAACAUAAUUAACGAGGAAAGUUCUUGGAAUGAAAACAGUUCAGAUGUUAACCCAGAUGAAGCUAUUCUUGCACAAGUAAAAGAAAUUGAGAGAGAGAUUGCAGAUGUGGUUCCUCUGAUUGGACCUCUAAUUGAUUUGUCCUGCCUUCAGAAUGAGUAUGCAGAUGAUGAUAAGGUAUACAUCCAAAAAAUAAAGGAUUUAAGAAACAAAUACCAGUUCAUGCGAAGGACAAGACCAGAUGGUAACUGCUUUUUCAGAGCCUUUAGCUUUGCAUAUCUUGAAAGUUUAUUACAUGACAAACAAGAAUAUCUCAGAUUUAAAACUGUUGCUGCCAGAAGUAAACCAGAUUUAAUUGCCUUAGGAUUUCCUCAAUUUACUAUAGAAGAUUUUCAUGAUACAUUCAUGGAAGUACUCAAUAAAAUUGAGACACAGAUAUCAGAAGAAGAACUACUUAAUAUAUUGAAUGACCAGGGUUACUCAGACUACAUUGUGGUAUAUAUGAGACUCCUGACUUCUGGAUAUUUACGCAAAGAAGAAGCCUUUUUUUCUAACUUUAUUGAAGGAGACAGGACAGUAUUGGAAUUCUGUCACCAGGAAGUGGAACCUAUGUACAAGGAAAGUGACCAUAUUCAUGUGAUAGCUCUGACUCUCACCCUUGGAGUUGGAGUCAAGAUUCAGUACAUGGAUAGGGGAGAAAGUGAUAAGGUUAAUGCCCACAACUUCCCUGAAGACAAAGCUCCUCGAAUUCAUCUCCUUUAUAGACCAGGCCACUAUGAUAUACUUUAUGAAUGAUUGGAAAAAAAUUAAAGUUUAGCCAUAAAAUCAUUCCAGGUUAUUCCACAGAAAACAAAACACCUUCUGGAUGAAAUGGCUGGUAACACUAGGGUUUUUGUGAUUAGUGUUAUAAACAGCUUUUAAACUUUCAGGUUGUGUUGAUUGAUAUAACAAAUCUUGACCAGUAGCUCUUCUUCCUUUUGCCCAGUGUGUGUCUUUCUUCUCAAGUAUGCUCACUGCAUAUCUGUUAAUCUUUCAGUAUAAGUACUCUUGAUAUUUUAAUAUAUAUAUUUUUUUUCAAUGGAGGUCAGUAGAACAUUUUGUAAGGAGUAAAAAUAACAUUACUUAGUAUCAUGUUACUUCAGUAAAUGUUGUAAAAAAAAUAUACUGUUCUAUUAACAAAAAGCCACUUUGGUCUCCUACAAACUGAUAAAUUUGAGACAACAGGUAUGUAAUUUGAAUAGUUGUUUUGUUGCCAUUGUUUUUUAGAACCUCAUUAAUUUCAGUGUCAUAAGUCUUAAUAAUAUAACAUACAGGAAGAGAAUAGAGGUAUUUUUGCACUACUUAAUUAUAAACUGUUGUUAACUAUGUAAAAGCCAAACAGAAACUUUGAGAAGAAACUAUUAUCUUCAUUCACUGAAUAAAAGAGUAGUUUUUUUUCUUAUAAGCAUAUGUAGAGACCUUGUCUUUUUUUUGUAGAGAAUUUAUUCUAAGCUGCAAUAUUGGUAGUAUCUUAAAUAUUUAAAGAUACUUCUUAAUACUAUAUUUUGAGAACAAUAUCCUUUGGCUUUUGGCAGUUUUUUGCAUCACAGAGGUUUUUAUUUCACUAUGUCUAGACUCUUAUCCACUAGGGUUUAUUUUACCUGCUGAGGUGUAUGAAGACGAAAAAAAAGAAAGGAAAAUAGAAAGAAACAGUUUGCAUGAAUUAUAUUGUACCAUUCAGUGAUUUUAUUUCUUUAUUCUUAUUAAAUCUAAAAUGUUAAAUAAACAAUAAGACUAGUAAUUCUUCAUGACAUCUGGGAUCUUAAUAAGCUUUAGUAAACCUUUCAGAAAAUUUCUUAAUGUCAUAAUCGACUAAAAUAACCCCAUAUCUGCAGUAUAAACAAUAAUAGUUAUAAAAUGAAACAAAAAACAAGAUUUCAUAUUAUUUAAAGUAUGUUUUAUCUCAUUUUACAUAGAAUAAUAAUCAUACAUAUGUAUGUUUCUCAAUCAUAAAUAGUUUAAUUGUAGUUAAAGGUAAUCAUGGAAUUCUGGCUGUUCUUCUUGACCAAUUAUUGCUAUAUUUUUCAGAGGUAUUUUACCAUGAGUAGACAAAGCUCAACUAAGUUUUGGGUUCAGUCUAAGUUUAUAAUUGACUGUGAAGAGUAAAAGACAUUAUAUGGCCAACCAAAUGUGCUUAACCAUAUUAUAGCACUUAUCACUGUUGUUAACUAAAGUUACAAUGUCACUGUGAAGAACUUGUACCUAUGAGUGGCCUAAGUUGAAUUUUUUUUGCAUUAAAAUCCCUUACUAAAUCUAUAAGCUGACCUUUUCCUAUUGUAACAUAUAGAGAAAUAUACACCUAAGGUACAAUUUAGGAGACAGUAAGCUAAAGAAGUUUGUUUAGAAUUAUAAAUGCCCAGUUUAUGUUGCAAUGUAAGAGCAUCUAGUGUCACUACAUCUUGAUGUACAUGCACACAACUUUACAAAGUACAAAAGAAACUCAAAAAACUUAUGAGUACUUCUGGUUAGGAUAUCAAUCAUUGUCAUAAUUAGUAGUCUUCUAUGUCACGAAAGUCUAAUUAUUAAUUAAUUAAUUUUUUGAUUACUGGAUACUAAUUACUAACUAUUUUUUAUCUCACAUUUUGGAUGCUAAUCUGUUGCCAUCUUUAGGGAAGUCCUGAGAAGGACUGUUUCUGUGGUGGUAGAGACCAGGAUUCUGCCAUGGGUCUUUCUGAUAGAGAGGCUGGUGUAUUGUCUACCCUGAGGGAGAGAUCUCAGAUGAUUGUAUAGACUACUAACCAUGACAGUGAUUAAACAUAUUUGUGUAAAGCGAAGAGAAGUAAUUUUGUAACAAAAUAAAUGACCUUAAAAGUCGAAUGUCUCAAUGCCAAAUGGAAGAUCAUGGCUCAUGUUUUAUUAUGUCUCACAAGGUAAAGUUACAACCAUAGUAAUUACAAUGGUAGUUAUCACCUAACAAACUACAUGGCAAGUUCCAGCCAAAAAAAGAAUAAGUCUUGCAAAUUCAUUAAUUUCAACAUGAUUACUUGAAAUAUAAGAAAUCACAUUGUAAAAUGUAGUAUCUGUAAAAAAAAUAAAAAUAGUAUUGUAUAUAUAGAUUAGAUGAAUAAUCUUUUGAUGGUUUUCUCUUAGCUAUAGUUAAAUAUCUGAGAUACACAUUUGUAUAUACGAUAUUAUACAAUUAUUUUAAUAUAGAUUGGUCUAUUGUUUGGAGGAAUUGGUUUAAAUCUAAAACUCAAAUUCAUCUGUAGAAUUACAACAUUUGUACUGUUUAUAGGUUUGCUAAAACACAUUUUAAAUUAUUGGUAUUUAAUAAAAGAAAUCAUACUUA